AUGUGCGCUUGUGCGCAGGCGCGGGGCGUUUAAGUCUCCCCAGAGGUUACCCAGGCGUUCUCUUUUCCUGUUCCGACAUGGGUACACCACAAAAGGAUGUUGUUAUCAAGUCAGAUGCACCGAAUACUCUGUUGCUGGAGAAACAUGCAGAUUAUAUAGUGUCCUAUGGCUCAAAGAAAGAUGAUUAUGAGUACUGUAUGUCUGAAUACUUAAGAAUGAGUGGCAUCUAUUGGGGUCUGACAGUAAUGGAUCUCAUGGGACAACUACAUCGCAUGAACAGAGAAGAAAUACUGAAGUUUAUUAAGUCAUGUCAACAUGAAUGUGGUGGAAUAAGUGCUAGUAUUGGACAUGACCCACAUCUUUUGUAUACUCUUAGUGCUGUCCAGAUUCUUACUCUGUAUGAUAGCAUUAAUGCUAUUGAUGUAAAUAAAGUUGUGGAAUAUGUUCAGAGUCUACAGAAAGAUGAUGGCUCUUUUGCUGGAGACAUUUGGGGAGAGAUUGACACAAGAUUUUCUUUCUGUGCGGUGGCAACAUUGGCUUUAUUGGGGAAGCUGGAUGCUAUUAAUAUGGAAAAGGCAAUUGAAUUUGUUUUGUCAUGUAUGAACUUUGAUGGUGGAUUUGGUUGCAGACCAGGCUCUGAAUCUCAUGCUGGACAGAUCUAUUGUUGCACAGGAUUCCUUGCUAUUACUAGUCAGUUGCAUCAAGUAAACUCUGACUUACUUGGUUGGUGGCUUUGUGAACGGCAGUUGCCAUCAGGUGGACUCAAUGGAAGGCCAGAGAAGUUACCAGAUGUCUGCUACUCCUUGGGUGUUGGCUUCCCUAAAGAUCAUUGGAAGCUUCAUUGGAUUGACAGAGAGAAACUGCGUAGUUUCAUUUUAGCAUGUCAAGAUGAAGAAACGGGGGGAUUUUCAGACAGGCCAGGAGAUAUGGUAGAUCCUUUUCAUACAUUAUUUGGAAUUGCUGGACUAUCGCUCUUGGGAGACGAACAGAUUAAGUCCGUUAACCCUGUUUUCUGUAUGCCUGAAGAAGUUCUCCGGAGGGUGAAUGUUCAGCCUGAACUAGUGAGCUAGAGUCAUUAAUGGCGAAGAUCCUUAGUAUACUUUGGCCAUUUUAGCAUUUGUUAUUUGAGUGCUCAUCAAACUAAAAAUAAGUGUCAAAGUUGUUAAUAUUUUAUAUAUAUAUUUAAUUAUGUAAUUAUUGUAAAAUACAGAUCUUUUAUCCUAUAUUUAACUUUUGUUUGCUGAUAAGCACUGUUCUGAGUAGAAUUCACUUUAAGUUCUGCCAACAUUAAUCAUUAGAGAUUGAAUUUUUAUUUUGUAGUAUUUUCUUGUAUAUCUAAUCGUGAAAAAUUUUAAGAGUUUAAAAGCACUUUUGAAUGUCUGAUUACUUAAUGUGUUCCUUUCAUAUACUGCAUACACUGGUUUGUGUCAUGAAUGUUGCCUGUUAACAAUGACUCCAGUGAAUUAUUAAAAGUUGCACAUAAUUAAA
Echinops telfairi (small Madagascar hedgehog) is the source of this 1488-nucleotide messenger RNA. It is a transcript of the gene RABGGTB, whose product is annotated as Rab geranylgeranyltransferase subunit beta. The record is from RefSeq and is a predicted model, not a curated record. Gene Ontology annotation, biological process: protein geranylgeranylation. Gene Ontology annotation, cellular component: Rab-protein geranylgeranyltransferase complex. NCBI's taxonomy places the organism in Eukaryota, Metazoa, Chordata, Mammalia, Afrosoricida, Tenrecidae. Gene Ontology annotation, molecular function: Rab geranylgeranyltransferase activity.